Messenger RNA from Miscanthus lutarioriparius, 771 nucleotides. NCBI's taxonomy places the organism in Eukaryota, Viridiplantae, Streptophyta, Magnoliopsida, Poales, Poaceae. The record is from the annotation of a GenBank genome assembly.
AUGAACCCAGGGAACAGCGUCAGUUCGGGCAUUCCAGAUGGCAAACGGCCUGAUGUGAAAGCGGUCAAGGCUGCCAGCAGAAAUGUGAGUUGCUCCUUUUCACCAAAGAGAUCAUAUGUGAAGAAGAAGACCACGACCUCAUCGGUAGAUGAAUCUUAUGAGUUAUUUCUGAGCCUUGUGAAGUUCAAGGAUGGUUUCAUGGUUAUUGAGCCAGAACCUGGUGUCACCAUUGUAUAUGAGCGAGAAGAAGAUAUGCCAGCUGGAUAUGAUGAAUGGAGAACUGGCAGUUCCACAAAUGAACUGCCUUUGGUGUUUCCACUUGAAAACAUGGAGGAAGACUACACCAUGCAAAGAUAUGACUAUGGGCUUGCACCCGCUAACGAAAUUGCUUCUGAACAUGAAAUGGCUGCACCUUCUUCAGAGAACAUUGAUGGUCAGGAUAUUAUUUGCACGGAUGAGCGUGGCCUCGUACUUUAUGCUGAACCAUCUGAUUUAAAUGCAUGUGAAGAUGAACAAGCAACACCUCUUGCUAUCAGUUACGGUGGUUCAUCUACAUUUGAUGAAAAACUCAAUGCUGUUUUAAGUCAACCAUAUGAUCAAAACGAAUACGAAGAGCUUUGGAGAAAAGCCACUGACCGGAAGCCUGUGAGCAGACAAAGACACUUGCGAAGUGCAUCAAAGCGCUAUGUUACAGAGGCAAUCGGGCUGUCAUAUCUCGAUUAUUACCCAGGUAUAAUUACAAAGCUUGGUAGGGGAACUUGUUUGUCCUAA